AAAUUAUGAGUGCCAAGAGAUUCAAAAAGAAUGAUCUAGUAAAGAUCACAAACGAUGCUGGAGACACCCAGAUAGUCAGGGUAACCAAAGUAAACAGAAAUGGCAUAGUAGGAGACUCUUACAACUACGAAAAGGAUUAUAAAAGAGAGGAUGCUGCUUCGUAUAAGAUUCAUGAGAAGAACAUAUCUAUUAAGAAGAAAGACGCAGAAAAGGUUGAAGGAACUAUGAUGCAAUCUAAUCUUAGAGUCAAGGUCGUUAACAACCAAGCAGGCAACUCCUCAGAUGAAGAAGAGAAGAUUGAUACAUCUAGGAGAGGAAGAAAGAGAGGAAGAGCAUCCAGGAGCAAGGGAAGGAAAGAUCCACAGCCUGAGUCUGAACAAGAGUCAAAAGUAAUCAAAGCUCCAGAUGGUAGAAGAGUUGUAACCAAGAGAGGCCAAGGAAAUAAACCACCCAUAGCAGAGAAGAAGAGUAAAGUCAUACUUAAAUUAGAGGCUAAGGAUCCUAAAGAUCUUACUGAAGAGGAACGCCAAAAGCUGGAGCGUAAUAGAAUUCGUGAGGAGAAGAAGAAAGAGAGACAGAGGAAGAAAGCUCUCAAACAAAUAGAUCCCAAGCCAGAUAUUGAGCUGGUCGAGAUAAACCCGAUCAUCGAAGAUGAGGAGUCUAAGAGAUUAGAAGAGUUCCCGCUUGAAGGAUGUUCGAAGUUUUCUGAUAACCGCAAGUUCCUGUACUACUACCACCAAGGGAAAUCUAACAAGAAGGCGAGGGCCGAACUUGAGAAGCUGAUUAUAAAGGACCGGACUCUUUCAAACCCAUUCCAACCUUACUCUUUGGGACUUCAAAAAGAUAUCUUUGAUUUCGCGGUUGAAGAUGGAGAUCUUAAGUUAAUAGAUAUCCUUAUUAAGGAAGAAACUAAGAACAACAAAGGUGCCAAUCAGAGACCCACCUUACCAGCAGUCUCUUUGAGCAGUGUAGGCACUGGCCAGUUUAACAAAUAUCAGUUUGGGUUCAAGACUAGAGCAGUCUCUCUUGCAAGAGGUGGAAAGGAAGGAAAUAAUGCAUUCACCCAUGAUAAUGCUUUGAUGAAUGCAAGCCCAUCCUUCUAUGAUGUUCAGAGCCUUAUUGAGAAAGAUACAGAUUGGAAGGUCUUUCAGCAUCUUAUCAUGAACAAGAUCAUCUAUGAAAAUGAUCUUUUUAAUUACAUCUACUUAAUGGUUAGAAGAGGAAACAUAGAUCUUUUAAAAAGCACAACAAAGAAAAAUGGCCCUGGAUUAUUUCAAAAGGCUUGUGACAAUAUGGGGUAUGGCUUCAAUAGGUACCACUACCAAGCACUUGAUGAUGAUAUUGAAGGUAAAAUUAACAAGCUAAGUAUGCUGAAGAGGCCUCACACCAAUCAUAUGAUCAAUCCACUGCAUGUGGCUUGUAUCAACCCCAAUAUUACUUGAUUAAGGAAGUAUUAUUUGGCAAAUCCUGAAUAUUCAGCUGCUGAUGAUGAGCAGAGGAAGCUGAUUCAUUAUGCUGCUGCUAAUCCUACUAAUGCAGCUUUAGAAUUUUUGAUAUCCAAGGGUAUCCCAGCCAACGACAAAGACAUGAAGAUGAUGACUCCCCUCAUGAUUGCUUGUGAGUUAGGCAGAACUGAGAAUGUUGAGUUCUUGGUCGAACAACAGCAGAAGGCAAUCGAAGCCUUGGAUAAGAAGGAUGAAGAUUUUGAGCUCAUGAAAAGCUCAUCAGAUUUUGUCGGGACUAAAGGUCCAUUUGGAAAUUAUCCUAUCCAUUAUGCAGUGAGGUCAGGAAAUUUUGACACUGUUAAGGCCUUAGUCGAAGGAGCUGGUGAAGACAUUGAUCUCAAUGUCAAGACCACUGCUGGAGAGUCUCCAAUCACACUCGCAUGCAUUUCGGGUUCUUUUGAAAUUGUAGAAUACUUGUUAGACCACAAUGUCGAGUUGCAUGAGACAAAGAAACAAAAGAAGAGUCCAUUGAUUUGGGCAGCUCAAAAUGGACAUAUCCAUGUUGUUUCCUUACUUUUGAGACAUGGUAUCCAUCCGGAUGUUCAUGACUCUUCCGGAAAUACUGCCACCCAUUAUGCAGCAGGAUAUGGAUGGUUAAACGUUAUGAAGUUCUUGAUCGAAAAUGGAGCACAUCCAGAUUUGAAAAACGAUUGGAACAGUAGUCCAGCAAUGAUUGCAAUGCUCAAGAAUCAUUUCGGUUGCUUAGACUACCUGAUGGAACUUGAAGAUGUAGACAAAUCCAUGGUUGACAACGAGGGCAGAUCAGUGAUCUCCCAACUAUGUAUGAACUAUAACCCAGACACUCUUGAACAAAUAAAAUACAUGGAUAAAUUUAAGAAUCUAGAUUAUUGCUCUAGAGAUGCUAACGGUUGGACUUGCCUUCACUUCUUGGUCGCAAAUUCAGCUGAUAUGUACAAGUUACAGCAAAACAUUGCUGAAAGAGAGAAGGCAAGGAAGAAAGAGCUUGAGAAGAAACUAGGCAUCAAGAAAAGCAACUUACAACCCCACUCUAUAUAUGCCACUAAAGCGAAACUUACCAAAAGAAGCUCUAAAAGACCUGCUUAUACCAGUGCCAUGGAAGUCGAUGGUGAGCCUGAAGAGGAACAAGACGAUGACCAUAAAGAGCUUAACUCAAUUAGAGAGUAUUUUGACCAAAGUCUUGUCAAACACAGAGAGAUGCUGGUUGAGGAAAGAGAGAGAUUUGAAGACGGAAUGCUUGAAUGCGUCGAACAUAUCUAUUCAAAAGGACUCAAAGAAGAUGUCUUGUCCUAUGAAAAUGAGUCUAUUAUCAGUAUUGCCAUUAGUUCAGGCAACUUUAAGGUUGCAAUUUGGAUGAUCAAUAAACUUUGUGACGGAGAUGUUCCAAAAGAAGUUUUUAAUAAUAGUCAAAGCAAUGAUAAUAAUCAGAAUAAUUCAUGCUUAAGUUUCUUCUUCGAUCUUGUGAAUACUUCACAAGGAAUGAAGUAUGAGCCCCUUAUUGAACUCUUCACAAAGAGAUGUUCAAAUGAGCAACUAGAAAUGAUUCUAAAACAGAAGAGAGGGAUGAAAAAUCCAAUAAUGCAUCAUUUAGCCUGUCAACCAACAAACAGAUAUAGCGAUCCUAAUAACCCUAUUGGAGAGUAUGAGAAGGAAAACUUUAUGAAUUACUUACAUAUCUUACUCGGAAUUGCUAAGCAAUGCGAUUUCGAAAUCUCUUCUCCCAUAGAAUUUGACAAAACCCAAGCUUAUAACUUGCCAAAUGCCACUCAGGAGGAGGUCAACAAAUUCUUUGAAGAAGUGAAUGAGGAGAAAUACGAUGAAAUGGUCAACGACUUCGGUCUUUUAAAUCUUGAUUCAGGAGAUCAUCCAGUUUAUUUAGAUCCUGAUUGUGGAAUCAACGAAUAUCAGUGUCGUGAUGUUAAAUCUAACCUCUUACACACACUAGUUCAGACGAUCGGAGCAACUGCAGGAUACAAUGAUGAUGAAGAUGAAUACGAUGAUUACUAAAAAUAGUUGCUAAAAUUUACCUAAA
Molecule: messenger RNA, 3516 nt
Organism: Moneuplotes crassus
Lineage: Eukaryota; Ciliophora; Spirotrichea; Euplotida; Euplotidae
Source: the annotation of a GenBank genome assembly